This is a messenger RNA of Penicillium maclennaniae, 1614 nucleotides long. RefSeq names its product fungal specific transcription factor domain-containing protein. The record is from RefSeq and is a predicted model, not a curated record. Gene Ontology annotation, cellular component: nucleus. The transcript is spliced from 2 exons. Bases 1 to 1614 code for a protein of 537 amino acids. Gene Ontology annotation, biological process: positive regulation of transcription by RNA polymerase II. Gene Ontology annotation, molecular function: transcription cis-regulatory region binding; DNA-binding transcription factor activity. NCBI's taxonomy places the organism in Eukaryota, Fungi, Ascomycota, Eurotiomycetes, Eurotiales, Aspergillaceae.
AUGGCAAUCAAUCCUAUCGCUCCACCGGCCGGCGAUACAUGUACUGUGGUAUGUGGUCUCUCGGUCUCCUCUGCCCCUCAUCGUAAGCCUCGGCUGACUCCGAAAGCAGAGCGGACAUGGGAGAAUCGUGCCCCUCUCGACUCCGACGUCUUAGAUACCUUGAUCGCACAAUGCGACGAGGGCGAGGCGAACCAGCGCCCAUGGCCAGUGGGGGUCGACCACAAUCCAUUUCUGGUCUUUCCAGCGGUGCCUCCCACCUCGUUAGCGUCAACAGUGAAUCUAGUCUUGGCCAACGGCGGCACUCCCACGAGGCACGCCGACAGCGAGGACAGGCUCCUCUUUCAUCACUAUGUCGAUUAUGUGGCCUCGGUCAUGAUGCCCUUUGAACACCCUUGGAACCCCUGGAAGCUGUACUAUCCCUCGGUGUCACUGGAAUACUCCGUGCCUGGGGAGCGAGCCCUUUACCAUGCUAUCCUGGCCCAUGCGGCCUUCAAUUUGGCCCAUCUGGGCGGCGACACGGCAAAGAUGAUGCGCUUGGCAGCGAAGCACUAUAAUGCAUCCAUUCAACACGUCAAUGAUGGGAUCCAGACGUCUGCGGAUACGGACUCCGGGGGCAUUCUGGCAGCGAUCAUGACCUUGAUGAUGGCAGAAGUUUACAGCGGCCAAUCCAGGAAAUGGAAGCAUCACCUCCAGGGGGCGUGGGCUUUUCUUCUCAACUCCAGCAGCAAUGAACUCUGGAAUCAGUCCCGAUUUGCAUGCUUCUCUAUCCAGAGCUUGCUGAUCGUGAGGAUCAUCAGUAGCACUACUUCGACAGACAGCAACGGCUCCCCAUUGACGCUCAGUCCCAAUCUUCCACCUGCAACGAAUCAGAUUUCUCCAGUCAACCCAAUGCCCGCCGAUCCUCUGUCUUCUUUACUAGUCAAUGCCGAAAUUGAAUUUGCCGCCACCAUCUCAUCCACUCCGCAAUUCGGGUUUACAAUUGGCGCCCAGAGAUCCCUUCUCGAAUGCAUUUCAGCCAUCGCCACCAUUAGCCAGCAGAUGCGGUCGGACCCACCCGCCAGCACUCAGUUCGAUGCCGACCGCGCUGUCUCCCAAGUCCUGGCCUGCCUCGGACUCCUCCAGGCACAGACCAACGACGGUCCCCCCUUCCAAUCCGACAUCGACGUUCACCUCUCCACCGAGCCCAAUCAGCCUGCCUCUCAAGUACAGAGUUUGGCACGCUACCAGCUGAACGCGUUCAUCUACGCCACAUACAUCUAUCUGUACCGGUCGCUCAUGGACGCUCCGCCGAAGCGCGUCACGACAUAUGUGACCAUGACAUUUCACAACAUCUCGGCAUUCUGUGCCCAGAGCAGCGGGAACUUCUCGCUAUGGCCAGCUUUCAUCGCUGCAGUCGAAGCUUACACAGAAGCUGACAUGGCGUUGGCGCGGGAGUGGCUUGAGCGGUCCAUUCACUUUGGGCUCGGAAACAGACUUCCCGUAAAACGAAUCAUCGAGGAGGUUUGGCGGAGGAGAGACGAUGCGCACUUUGAAAGCACAAUGGACAAGGGGCUCAUUACUAUCGACUGGAGAGAUGUGGUGAGAGAUCUGGGAGUGGAUAUUUUGUUGGUUUAG